Molecule: messenger RNA, 414 nt
Organism: Striga asiatica
Lineage: Eukaryota; Viridiplantae; Streptophyta; Magnoliopsida; Lamiales; Orobanchaceae
Source: the annotation of a GenBank genome assembly
AUGGCAAUUCCACUCCUCGUCCCUCGCAUGAACCUCCAUGAUGCCAAGCUCGGAGGCUAUGACAUCCCAGCUGAGAGCAAGAUCCUGGUCAAUGCCUGGUGGCUUGCAAACAACCUGGCCCACUGGAAAAAGCCCGAAGAGUUCAGGCCCGAAAGGUUCUUUGAGGAGGAGUCCAAAGUUGAGGCCAAUGGAAAUGACUACAGGUACUUAACGUUUGGUGUGGGCCGUAGGAGCUGCCCAGGAAUUAUACUCGCGCUCCCGAUUCUUGGGAUUAUCAUUGGCCGCCUCGUGCAGAAUUUCGAGCUCCUUCCGCCACCUGGACUGUCGAAGAUCGACACGACUGAGAAGGGGGGGCAAUUUAGUCUGCAUAUAUUGAAACACUCGACGAUUGUUCUGAAGCCGAGGUCGAUUUGA